Molecule: messenger RNA, 1984 nt
Organism: Daucus carota subsp. sativus
Lineage: Eukaryota; Viridiplantae; Streptophyta; Magnoliopsida; Apiales; Apiaceae
Product: mannan endo-1,4-beta-mannosidase 2
Exons: 5
Coding region: 528-1826 (432 amino acids)
Molecular function (GO): mannan endo-1,4-beta-mannosidase activity
Source: RefSeq, a predicted model, not a curated record
AAUAACACCAGAUUUCAGUCCACCAAAUCAAUAAUUUUGUUUGAUGUUUACACACCUGUGGAUACUUUAUUUGAUUCUGAGGUCUGUGUUUUUUCUCAUCCAUCUUCAACCAUCAUAUUUUGUUAUCUUGUCAAGAUUAAACUAAUUCAUAUCUUCUGAUUAUAUUUUAGGACAACAAGAUGCAAGUGUACUGUGAUGGCUGUUUUCUGUGAGCUUUAUUAAAUACUACUGGUCUAAUUUUCUUUCUUACUAUUUUUGGGUUGUUCUUUACAAGGUGAUCUAGGUAAGUUUCCAAAAGAUUUGGAAACUAAAUAGAUUCAAGAUUUGAUAUUUCUUCAUCUGGGUAUUUGUGAGUUUCACAAAUUCUUGAUUCUUGGCUCAAAGGGUAUUCAAGAUUUGAAAACCCCUCAUUUGAGUAUCUCUGGUUUUGAAAAAGUCUUGAUUUUUAGCUCAUAGGGUAUUCAAGAUUCCACUUUUAUGAUCUGGGUCAUUAGUGUUUGAUAAAUUUGUUAAAUUAAACAGACAAAAUGGUUGCAGGAAAUAACCUGUUCUAUCCAAUAGUUGGUUUUGCUUCAUGUGUUGCUUUUUUAUAUAUGUCAUUUGGUGACUUGUGGGCUGAUUUUGGUGAUCAUUCUGAGCAAAUUGGGAGUUUUGUGGAAAGAAAUGGGACUCAUUUCAUGGUAGACGGUAGAGUUUUUUAUGUUAAUGGUUGGAAUUCAUACUGGUUGAUGGACGAUUCCGUGAAUGAAUAUAGCAAGUACAGAGUCAAAGCUAUGUUGCAAGCCGGUGCAAAGAUGGGUCUGACUGUGUGUCGAACUUGGGCUUUUAAUGAUGGUGAUUACAAUGCGCUCCAGAUUUCACCAGGUCAAUUUGAUGAGAAAGUAUUCAGGGCACUGGACCAUGUCAUAGCUGAAGCCAAGCAACAAGGUGUCAGGCUUCUCCUUGCUUUAGUGAAUAAUUUGCAAGCUUAUGGUGGUAAGACUCAGUAUGUCAAGUGGGCAUGGGAAGAAGGCCUUGGUUUAACAUCUUCUAAUGAUUCAUUUUUCUAUGAUCCAUCUAUUCGCCGCUAUUUCAAACACUAUUUAAAGACUAUUUUGACUAGAAAGAACUCUUUAACCGGGAUUGAGUACAGAGACGAUCCCACCAUUUUCGGUUGGGAAUUAAUUAACGAACCCCGUUGUGUUACCGAUGCUUCAGGAAACACUCUACAAGACUGGAUACAAGAGAUGUCAACCUUUUUGAAAGCAAUUGACAGAAAGCACCUACUAACUGUGGGUCUUGAAGGAUUCUAUGGCCCUAAAAGUCCAAAAAGAUUAACCGAGAAUCCAGAAUGGUGGGCAUCAGACCUUGGAACUGAUUUUAUUCGCAACUCCAUGCUCCCCACCAUCGACUUUGCAUCUGUUCAUAUAUAUCCUGACCAUUGGACUCAUGUGCAAGAUCUUGAGUACAAACUAAAAUUUGUUUCCACAUGGAUGCAAUCUCACAUUGAAGAUGGUGACAAGGAGCUUAUGAAACCUAUCAUGUUCACUGAAUUUGGAUUAUCCAGCGAGAACAAAGGUUUCGACCCAGCCCAGCGAGACAGGUUCUACAAAAUAGUUUUUGACAUUAUAUACAAAUCUGCAAAGGAGAAAGGGUCCGGAGCAGGAUCUUUUGCAUGGCAAUUCUUUGUCGGAGGAAUGGAAGACCACAAUGAUGAAUUUGGAAUAGUGCCAUGGCAGAGACCAUCUACAUAUAAGCUAAUAACUGAACAAUCUUGCCGACUAGCAAGGAUACAAGGAGUCAUACCCUUGCAAACGCAAUACUUGAAACAAUUGUGUUCACAUUGAUCAUGAAAUAAUACUUUGUUCGAGUGUUUCUAUGCUUAAAAACUGAGUUAUGUAGCAUGGUGUGGGUUGAGAUUAGUUUUGUACCACAUUCUUCAUAAUAGGUAUAUGUAUAAUUCUUUUUGCUUUGGAAGGAAAGAAGAAAUCAUUGCUUUGCAUCA